UAGAGGGUAGCAGUGGAAGCAGCAGCAGCAGCAGCAGCAGCAGCAGCAAGCCAGCAGCCAGCAGCCGGCGGAAGAAAACAGAGCCGAACGAGCUGAACGAAGCAAAGGAGGGAAGCGGAGAAGAGCGCAGCUGAAAAAGGAGAGCUGAUUUAAACAUUAAAAAUGGCCGCAUCGCAGGAACCACAACAACAUUGUCACUGCAAACGUCACUGCCUGCUUUGAGCGAAAAUCCAUCUCACAGCCCACCACCACCGAGAAGCGCAGGCACAAAUUCUCUUUGUUUGUGGCUGUGUGGCCGUGCGGUGCUGCCAAAUAAAACAAAACGGAAACGUAGCAGCAGUAGCGGCAUUGGUUGUGUGUUUUAGGGAAACAAAAAAAAAAGAUUAAAAAAAAACAACGUACGACGCAUUCAACGUUGUACACCAACCCGUGCGUGCCAAUGGAUUAAAAAGGAAAGGAAAAAAUAGGCCCAAAACCUCAGGGCAGACGGCGACGGUGUAGCGAAAAAAAUACACAAGGCAAAUUAUAAAUGAGCACAUGCAACAAAAAAAAAUCACAAAAGAAACGCCAAGAAACAGGAAACACAUAUGCAAAAACUCCGUCAUCAGCAUCAUUGUGUGUCGCGUGUGUGUGCGCGCGCUGGGCACAGGCCACAGGACAUAGGGCGCCCAAAUUCGUAUACUAUCCCGGCAGGUGUGUAAGAUCGGGAGCUGGAGGUAUUGCUGGCAGUGAAGUGGACUACCGAAAUACGCAGUGUUAUAUCCAAUCACAUAGCCAAGAAUUCGAAGUUACAAGUAAAGGGAAAAAAGCGCUACGGUACACCCUUAAAGUCAUCGUCCCGUGCGCACAGUUUUCAGCUACAGCAAACAAACACAAAAAAUGCAUCAAUAGUCGUGCAACAAAUUUAAAGGAAGUGGUGUGUGGCCGUCUCUUCCCCUCCCCUCACCCACAAAAAUCCCUUUGUGCAGUCCCAGCUGUGUGUAAUAGUGGCGAAUUGUUGUGCCCGCUACUACUGCGACGAGGCAAACAACAACGACAACAAAAGGAAGCAAUUUCAACCUCGGCCGAAGGAAAAGUUUCGCGUAAAACACGCGCUGCUGCUGCGUUUUUGGGUAUCACCCCGCGUGUGUGUGUGUGUGUGUGCUUUUUUGUGUGUGUGAUUGCGCUGCUUCCUUAACGCGCGUCAAUCGAGCAAAAUGCCGAGCGCUUCCUUCUCGUCGUCCCGAUCGUACGUUCGCCGAUCCCGGCGAAAGGGCAACCGAAUACCGCUGCCAUCGAGAACUUCCGCAAUCUGCGAACAGAACAUUCCAGCACCGAACGUCGGUGCAGCCUUGUCGUCCAAUGGCGGUGGCAGCAGUGGCGGAGCGGGCAGCGGUCCGGCCGUGACGGCAGCAGCCCCACCGACAGCCGGCACCGGGCCCACGACAGCCGUCAGCACCACAAUCAACAGCACCACCACUAGCAGUACCUCCGUCAGCUCGUCCACAUCCAACGCUCCUUCCACGUCCUCGUCCGCGUCGUCUUCGGCCACGUGCUCAUCGUCCGCAUCGACAAGCUCCGCCUCAACGGCACUAGCGACAGCCGGCAACAGUGCGACUUCCAUCAACGGCAUCAUGUCCGUUGCAUCCUCGUCCUCCUCCUCGGCCACCUCAUCCUCGUCCAUGAUGGCGCCGCCCCCCGGUGUCUGCACAUCGGCGGCAGGGAUGGCCGGCUUCGGUAGCGGCAGCUUCAGCGCCAGCUCCACAACCAACGCGGAGCUGGUCGGUCCACUGGGGAUGGGCUGCGGUUCCGGUGCCGCUGGAACCUCGUCCUCCACGACCACCUCGUCGCAGUGUCUGUCGGCGAUAUCGGCUUCACUGUACGCGAUCGUCGGAUCGGGCACUACUGGGGCUGCUUCCUCCUCAGGCGUCGCCACGUCGUCGUCCGCGUUCGGCGGUUCCAGCACUUCCUCCUCCACUUCCAUAUCAGGGACGGCCGGAGCGGCGGGCACGUCGACGUGCGGACUGGCCGGCCCCGUAUCCUCUGUGACACUGUCGGAGGUGAAGCAGAGCUCCAACUCGCCAUACGAUCUGCGCAAAAAGUCCCCACUGACGGCGCAAGACUCUGCUAGCGGUGGUGGAACUGGCGGAGGAGGAGGUGGUGGAGGAGGAGGAGGAGGAGGCGGAUGGUUAGCAGGAGGAGGAGGCGUGGGUGGUGGUAACGGUCCAGCAACGUCUACCUCGUCCACGGCAUCGUCCUCCGGUGCGUUGGCAGGCAACUCGUCGUCGGCGGGAUGUUCCUCGUCCAGUGCCGGCCCGUCCGCACCGUUCGGCCUAGGGUGUGGCGUGGCAUCUUCCUCCUCAUCUAGUAUUAGUGGCAACAACUGCUCGCCAGCUGGCAGCGGCGGCAAUGGUGGCAAUCUGCUCCUUCACCAUCACCAUCACCAUCAGCAACAGCAGCAACAGCAGCAGCAACAGCAGUAUCAGUCCUCGGGCGGGUACGAUCCGAACGCGGCCGCCUACAUGCUGCCGGCCCGCAAGCGUCCCCGGCGCACGUACUCGAACAGCAACGAGGUCGGCACGUCGAUGGCAGCGGCCACCAUGCCCCAGCAGCCGACGGCGGCCGCCGCCGCACUGCUUGCCGCGACGGGCGGCGGCUCGUCCGCCUCCUCCUCCGUUGCCUGCCGGCCGGCGGCGACCGCGGCCGUGGUGGCGCUCACCUCCCCGGCCACCCCGUCACCGCCGAUGGCGACCGCGUCGGUGGCGAUGGCGGGCACGAUGUGUAUGCAGUCGGCGGCCCACUACCUGCAGUACGAGAUGCCGGACGAGGUGCUGCUCACGAUCUUCUCCUACCUGUACGAGCAGGAUCUCUGCAGGGUGGCGCUCGUCUGCAAGCGCUUCCAGACGAUCGCGAACGACAAGGAGCUGUGGAAGCGCCUGUACCAGAACGUGUACGAGUACGAUCUGCCGCUGUUCAACCCGGAGCUGUGUAAGUUUGUGUUCGUGAAGCCGGACGAGGCGGACUACGCGAACCCGUGGAAGGAGAGCUUCCGGCAGCUGUACCGGGGCAUACACGUGCGGCCCGGCUACCAGGACCGGCGGUACCAGGGGCGCACGAUCGCGUACUUCAACACGGUGCAGGGCGCGCUGGACUAUGUGGACGAGAAGAACACGGCGGGCGGCAACAGCGGCGGCAGUAACGGUGGCGCUAGCGGGAACGGAAACAAUGGUAUGGGCGGUAACAACAACAAUAGCAAUAACAACAACAACAACAACGGUGAUGAUAUCGGAGCAGCUGCUGGAGGAGCGGCGACCGCCGGUGCCGGAGGUGUUGGUGAGACGCUGGCGACCGGUAGCUUAAUAUUCCUGCACAGCGGCACGUACCGGGGCGAGCUUCUGGUGAUCGAUUCGGACGUGGCGCUGAUCGGGGCGGCCCCGGGCAACGUGGCCGAGUCGAUCAUUCUCGAGCGGGAGUCCGAAUCGACGGUAAUGUUUGUGGAGGGCGCCAAGCAUGCGUACAUCGGGCAUAUGACGUUAAAGUUUUCGCCGGACGUUACGUCAACGGUGCCGCACCACAAGCACUACUGUCUGGAGGUGAGCGACAACUGCAGCCCCACGAUCGAUCACUGCAUCAUCCGGAGUACAUCGGUUGUUGGAGCCGCUGUUUGUGUGAUCGGCGUCGGUGCCAAUCCGCUGAUCAAGUACUGCGACAUCAGCGACUGCGAGAACGUGGGCCUGUACGUGACGGACUACGCGCAGGGCACGUACGAGCACAACGAGAUCAGCCGGAAUGCGCUGGCCGGCAUCUGGGUGAAGAACUACGCUAGUCCAAUCAUGCGCGAAAACCACAUCCACCACGGGCGCGACGUGGGCAUCUUUACAUUCGACAAUGGCAUGGGUUACUUUGAGAAGAAUGACAUCCACAACAACCGAAUAGCGGGCUUUGAGGUGAAGGCGGGCGCCAACCCAACUGUGGUGAAGUGCGAGAUACACCACGGCCAAACCGGUGGCAUCUACGUGCACGAGAACGGGCUGGGCCAGUUUAUUGAGAACAAAAUCCAUUCCAACAAUUUUGCGGGUGUGUGGAUUACGUCGAACAGCAAUCCCACGAUCAGAAAGAAUGAGAUCUACAACGGGCACCAGGGCGGCGUGUACAUCUUCGGCGAGGGGCGCGGACUGAUCGAGCACAACAACAUCUACGGCAAUGCGCUGGCCGGCAUACAGAUACGCACGACGAGCGAUCCGAUCGUGCGGCACAACAAGAUCCACCACGGCCAGCACGGCGGCAUCUACGUGCACGAGAAGGGGCAGGGGCUGAUCGAGGAGAACGAAGUGUACGCCAACACGCUGGCGGGCGUGUGGAUCACGACCGGCAGCACGCCGGUGCUGCGGCGGAACCGCAUCCACUCGGGCAAGCAGGUCGGCGUGUACUUCUACGACAACGGGCACGGCAAGCUGGAGGACAACGACAUCUUCAACCAUCUGUACUCGGGCGUGCAGAUCCGCACCGGCAGCAAUCCGGUGAUACGGGGCAACAAGAUCUGGGGCGGCCAGAACGGGGGCGUGCUGGUGUACAACGGGGGGCUCGGGCUGCUCGAGCAGAACGAAAUCUUCGACAACGCGAUGGCGGGCGUGUGGAUCAAGACCGACUCGAACCCGACGCUGCGGCGGAACAAGAUCUACGACGGGCGGGACGGUGGCAUCUGCAUCUUCAACGGGGGCAAGGGCAUCCUGGAGGAGAACGACAUCUUCCGCAACACGCAGGCGGGCGUGCUGAUCUCGACCCAGAGCCACCCGGUGCUGAAGCGCAACCGGAUCUUCGACGGGCUGGCGGCGGGCGUCGAGAUCACCAACAACGCGACCGCGACGCUCGAGUACAACCAGAUCUUCAACAACAAGUUCGGCGGCCUGUGCCUGGCGAGCGGCGUGCAGCCGAUCGUGGGCGGGAACAAGAUCUUCAACAACCAGGACGAGGUGGAGAAGGCGGUGUCGGGCGGGCAGUGUUUGUACAAGAUUUCGUCCUACACCUCGUUCCCGAUGCAUGAUUUCUACCGCUGCCAUACGUGCAAUACCACCGAUCGCAACGCAAUCUGUGUGAAUUGCAUCAAAACGUGCCACUCCGGUCAUGACGUUGAGUUUAUACGCCAUGAUAGAUUUUUCUGCGACUGCGGUGCCGGUACGCUGACCAACCAGUGCCAGCUACAGGGCGAACCGACGCAGGACACCGACACGCUGUACGAUUCGGCGGCGCCGAUGGAAUCCCACACGCUGAUGGUGAAUUAGAAACGCCCAGGGUGCAGGGUGUGCAGAAACACAUUUCUCGGGCCGAACAAAACAAACACAACAGUGUGUGUACAGAAUGGGGAAAACCGAGAAACGAGUCUAGUGGGCUUUUUUCUAAAAGGAUAACGGUGAAUAGCGGUUUGCCUCCGCCUUUGCUCCGUCGCCUUGUCCGUCGUGCACUGUUGGAAAUGGAACUGUUCUGCUGAUAUCGAUCACUUUAAACAAAUCACGGCAAUCACUUUAAGUAAGGGAGCCAAGGUUCCCGCCGACCCGGUACACUGGAUGGUACGCACCCUGGCGGUGGCCACCAAUACAUACGCGGGGUUGGCGCGCACAUGGUUCGAAGCAAUUGCGCAGCGUAAUAAGCGAUAGUAUUUUACUGUGUAAGGUUUUUUUUUUUUGAGGAAGGGGGGGACAAUUCAUACGGAUUUAAGGGGAUGAUUGUGUGCUUGUGUAUGUGUGUGUGUGUCGGUAUGUGUGUUUGCGUGUACGUGUGCGUCGUGUGUAAGCUCCUAUAUCUCGUGUCUGUGCUUGCGGCCAUUUCAGUUUGUGCGUGUGUGUGUGUGCGUCAGUAGUAGUGUGUGUGUGCGUCGAGCGACUUUGUGUGUGUGUGUGUAUGUGUGCUGUACGUGUUCGAAAAAAAACACGAAAUUUUCCCCUGUUUUGAGGUAGUGUUCGUCACACACAGUAAACCAUGAAAAAUGAAAACACACCCCCAGACAAUGCAAAUGCCGCCUAGGAGAAAGGGUCCACUGCAGAGGGGUGGUCCAGCAGAGGGAUUGCACGGAGGGAUUACAAGUAUUAUUGUGCGUUAGUUUAGGUUCUGUGCGACGAAUAUAGAUUGAUAUCGUGUCCUCGUUCUGGUGGCUUGGAUUGUGCAACUGAUUUGGCCGGUACCUUUUCAGCGCUUUCUACUACUGCACGCUACACACCUGCAGACGAAAUCAAUCUUGUCCAUUGCAAUCGAAGAAAAUUGAUAUUAAUUGCCACCUCAGCUGGCUUGGGGGUGGGGUUUUGGGGCAGCAGUUCCGGCGUGAGUGUCCCCCCAGACCCAGGAUUCGGGUGGAUCAUCCUGCUCACAGUCAUAUCAUCAUUACACUACUCAUACUGUAAGCUUAAGCCAUUCUCUGCUACGAUACGGCAGCUCUCGGAAGGAAUCGCUUCCUCUUCGCCUGUUCCUUUUAUUUUGCGUGUUUUGUUUCGAGGAGCCGCUUUCGUCCAGCGAAAGCAUGACUCCUCCGCCAUAAAUCGUUCGGUGUGUGAAGAUUGAAUUAGUUUAGGUUGUCUUGUUAUAGUUAGUACGAACCACAGAGCAAGCGGCUGCUUGCUGCUGUAGACUGGCAUACAUUUAACUUUUCAUUUGCUUUUUAUUUCGUUCUUUGCUGUCUCACUUUACUUACCGGCACAAAAAAAAGGAAAUAGCUAGCCUUUCAUUGCUCGUAAAAAGACUGUUUUUUAACCCGGCAAUUCGUACGUUCGUUUGCAUCUUCCCGGAAAAUCAAAACGAUGGCAAUCAUAUUUACUCCUUGAAGUGGAACUUGUUCUGGCAAAAAGGGUUUUUCUUCCUGCACAAAUUAAAAGGGUUGCAUAUUUUCCUCUCCCGGCAGGUCUUAAAGACACUUCCCGUUCAUUGUGUCUCGUGGGACAGGUUUUUGUGCACAAAAAGGAAGCAAAAGGAAUCCCUUUCUAAGUUAAACUACUAAUUUACAAGUACAAACACACACACACUCCACUGCUGCAAGAUGGUGUUUUCAGAAUUACAGUUAUACCGAAAGUACCGCAACAAAAGGACUCCCCCGGGCUCCACAAACCACAAAUUCAAAACAUACACACACACACACAUGCAAGUUCAAAGAGAAUCCGAGAUGAUGGAGCCGAAAAGCAUACAAUCCCGCGUCCCAGUGCAUUUAUCUGUGUUAGUACAGGAUCUUAUCGUAUGAUUCGUGAUCGUAUUUCUAUUAUUGUAUUUCACCUACGGUAUAUAUGUUAAAGCUAAUCUCUAAAUUAUAGUAACGCGUCCUCUCCCCUCGUUUCCCACUUCUUCACUUCCUCUCGUCUGCUCCUGUAUGAUAUUAUUGUGUGCUCGCUGUAGUGCUCGCUCGUGUGACCCAAAUGUGGGGUUUUUUUUAAAGCACGACAGACAAUUGAUAGAGCAAAAUGAUAGAGAUAACUGCGAGGAAAAACCCGAAAAACAAAUGAAAAAAAAAACAAACAAACUCAGCAGCAUGAUACAAUUAGAGUAAUGCAAAAGAAGAGCAAAAAAACAUGAAGGCAGGCGCUUGAUAAAACAAAAACAAAACAAAAAACACGUAAAAUCGAAUGAAUGUUUGCAGAUGCUUUUGUUUCUUUUCUUUUUUAAAUACUGUGUUACAAUAAUGAGUUUAGUUUAAGUGUCUCUGUGUCUAUCUGUAGUCAUCAGUCAUCCCCGGGUGCAGAUUGAACCUUCUUCUAACGCCCAGACCCCCGCCCAACACACAAACUGCUUUUGGUACAUCGUCUACAUAAUCGUACUUGUAAUUGGAAUCGAUCGUGAUUGUGCGUGUGUAUGUGCGUGUGUGUGUGCGUGUAUGUGUGUGAGAGUGUGUCUUAAGAGCGUGUACUCUUUUAAACAAAUUCCAUGUGUUUAGCGUCUUAAUUUAGUAAAAGGGGUGGGGGUCGAAUGAUGAGGGAAUUGAGAGAUGAAGCAGGGCGGGAGGGAUGAAGGGUAAGGGAAUAUGUGUGCGUGCGUGUGUGUGCGUGUGUGUGUAUCGUUGUAAUUGUAUAAAUUAUUAUCACGCGUAUAUCGUCGUUUAGGUUAUAAAACACUUUUUUUUUAUUAUUAUUAGAUCUAUAGUUUACCACCACUCGGCGCUCUCAUUUUAUUACGUUAGGAGAAAAAAAACACAUAUUUAUAGGAUCGAAUUAUAGUUUUAAUAACAAAGCCGCGUAACAAAUGUACGUAUAUUAUACACACCCACACAGACACACUAUUGGACAUAAGGCGCGAUCAAAUUCUACCGUAGGGCGAUAGCGCCUACUCCCUCCCGGGCGUGCGUACACUGUUGAGCCUUGCCCCAUGCCAUCAUCCUUCCCGCGGCACACGUGUACACGGAUUGUCUCUCUAAAAACAAAAUGCUACAAACACAGCUGCGUGUGUGUGUGUGUGUAUUAAUAUUUUAUUACUUGGUAGUGUAAGUCUCUCGCAACAAUAACAAAACACACACGUGUCGUAGUCGUAAUGAUGGAUGGGUGCGGGGCAACAAGCCACUAGUGUGUACGCUCUGGAGGUGCGCGUGCUACUAAACGGCCUACUAGGAGUAGGAUCGCUCGCAGUAUGUGUUUUUGGAAAGUACGCUAUAACAACAACAACAAAAGGGAUAACUUUAUUAUCGAUUCAUUUUUAAUGCCUAUAUAAAGUACAGCUGUAUGAGAA
Messenger RNA from Anopheles coluzzii, 8673 nucleotides. RefSeq names its product F-box only protein 11 (gene FBXO11). Gene Ontology annotation, biological process: ubiquitin-dependent protein catabolic process; protein ubiquitination; regulation of apoptotic process. Gene Ontology annotation, molecular function: protein binding; zinc ion binding. Bases 1197 to 5261 code for a protein of 1354 amino acids. The transcript is spliced from 7 exons. Lineage: Eukaryota; Metazoa; Arthropoda; Insecta; Diptera; Culicidae. The record is from RefSeq and is a predicted model, not a curated record.